Messenger RNA from Priapulus caudatus, 1533 nucleotides. RefSeq names its product notch homolog 2 N-terminal-like protein. The transcript has 6 exons. Gene Ontology annotation, biological process: establishment or maintenance of epithelial cell apical/basal polarity; heterophilic cell-cell adhesion. The record is from RefSeq and is a predicted model, not a curated record. Bases 230 to 949 code for a protein of 239 amino acids. Gene Ontology annotation, molecular function: calcium ion binding. Lineage: Eukaryota; Metazoa; Priapulida; Priapulimorpha; Priapulimorphida; Priapulidae. Gene Ontology annotation, cellular component: plasma membrane; protein-containing complex.
UUCAUUGCCACAUUCAUAGAGCUAGAUCGCUGCGUGGGUUCCUGCAGACACAGUUAUGGUGUCUGACAGCAUAUAGCGUUAAUAAACUAGUUUACACCACAGAGGUCGUCGUCCACUGUGCACUCGUUUGUUAAGCGUACGCAAAGGGAGCCAAUUUACAGGAAUUCCACAUACUCUAGGGUGUAGAUAAGAAGUUAAUCGACCGAGAGCACACUUCACAGUGGACGCGAUGAGACUGCUACCUUCUUAUAUGGUCGGAACAUUUAUAGUUCUUCUAGGAAAUGCCUCACCCUCGCGACUCCGAAGACAAAUACCAGGCGAUGCGUGCAGUUCUAGUCCCUGUGAUCACGGCAGUACGUGUGUGAGCGUGAAUGCGAGCACGUUCACCUGCGAGUGUCCUUACGGACGAGCGGGCGAUAGAUGCGAGACAGUCAUGCAGCCGUGCUACCCGAACCCGUGCAAGAAUAAAGGCAUAUGCACUAGGGACGGGCCGGAUGGACUAGGCUACGUCUGCAAAUGUCGUCACGGGUUCACCGGCAGGCAGUGCGACAGCCGCGAGAACCCUUGUCUCGACGACCCUUGCGAAAAUGGCGGCACCUGUUAUCGGGUAGCCGAUGUAACCGUGCCGUUCCAGUGCACGUGUCCGGUUGGCUUCAAGGGCCAGCGAUGUGAGUUCCCGGACGAGCCCUGCUCGCCGCACCCGUGCAAGAACGGCGCGACAUGUCACAACACCAGGACGCAGCUGGAGCGACUAUUCUACUGCGAAUGCCUGGCAGGUUUUACUGGAACAACGUGUGAGGAACUGAGCGUCGAUGAGGUCCCGUUAGAUUAUAACCCGUACAGCCCACACGGCUCGGAUAACUAUAUCCAUGCUGAUACGCAAAGCAUAGAAGAGCAUUGGCGAGCGCUACUACGCAAAUACACACCUAACCCGACGAUAUUGUUCUAACUGGAAGUUGUAGUUGGUUUUGUACAAUACGACACGUGAUUCAAAAUUAUAUUUCUUUUCAUAUUUCUUAUAGCAUUGAAGUUUGUAUCAUCUUGUUUUGUUAUGUCCUGCGCAGUUUGCAGAUUCCAUGCGCAGUAGCGCAGUGUAUGAAAAUGUGUAUAUUGAUUUGGUUGUACAUACAAUGUAACAUGCAUGCCGUGUAGACGCAUUAAAACAUCGAACAAUGUGAUAGUUUCUGACUAUAUGUACAGUUAAUGUUAUCAGAAGGCUAUGCAAAUCAAGCUUCGCUUGAUGGUAUGAUUAGUGAAACGCGUGUUCUAUGCGCGGUAUCUUGCGCAUCAGCGACAUCAAUAAAUAACACGGUAUAAACAUCCGCGUAGCAGCGGAAACCAGUUGCACAACGGUUGGUGAAAUCAGUUCAACUAUAAUUAUUUAUACAGGUAGGUUAAUUAUGAUUCUUAUUGCGCAAGCAAUUCAUAAACAGUAUGCAUAUACGAGGCUUAAAAACGCCAUGGUGUUUAUAACAAUGACUUAAUUAUUAUACAUAUUCAAGAGUUUUACAAUAAACACAACUCGGACAAAAA